This is a messenger RNA of Lampris incognitus (smalleye Pacific opah), 4871 nucleotides long. It is a transcript of the gene npc1l1, whose product is annotated as NPC1-like 1. The record is from RefSeq and is a predicted model, not a curated record. Bases 115 to 4221 code for a protein of 1368 amino acids. Gene Ontology annotation, cellular component: membrane. The transcript is spliced from 21 exons. Gene Ontology annotation, molecular function: lipid carrier activity. NCBI's taxonomy places the organism in Eukaryota, Metazoa, Chordata, Actinopteri, Lampriformes, Lampridae.
GUCUCUCUUUGUGUGUUCUGGUAACAGGGCCGCAGUAACUUCUAUACACUCCGCCAUUUUAUACUUGAGAGUCCUGACUGUUUCGUGGCUGGGACACACUCGUAGAUUGGGAUCAUGGCUCGCACCGCUGCCCUGGGGUUUCUCCUGGCGUGUCUGGCCCUGUCGGUUGCCCAACAUGAGCCAGGAUACUGUGCCUUCUAUGAAGAGUGCGGCCGCAACCCCUCCCUCGGGGACACCCUCAUCCCUCCUAUUGUCCCCUGUCUCAACUACAGCCCUGCACGAGCAAUGAGGGGAGAACACUACCAGAAGCUCAGACAGGUGUGUCCCAUGUUGGACCAGGGAGCGAACAACACUUACGCCUGCUGCUCCAUAAAGCAGCUGAGGUCCCUGGAAAAGAGCCUCAGCCUGUCUAAGGCUGUGCUGGUCCGCUGCCCGUCUUGCGCUGAAAACUUUGCCCACCUGCACUGCAUCAACACCUGCAGUCCAAACCAGAGCCAGACAGUCAGUGUCACAAGGACCAUGAACGUCACUCACUUGGGUGUAAAGAAGGAGGUUGUGGUGGGCUACCAGGCAUUCCUCUCCGCCACCUUUGCAGACGCCUCAUUCCAGUCCUGUCAAAAUGUCAGGAUCCCGGCCACUGGAGGCUUUGCUAUUUCCACCAUGUGUGGGCGCUACGGAGCCAAAUUGUGCACCCCUCAGCGCUGGUACGACUUCCAGGGAGACUCCAGCAACGGCUUGGCCCCACUGGACAUCGACUUCAUGCUGAUACCCGAGGGUGUGACCGAGGGUUUGCCCGAAGGUGUAAUCCCUUACAGUGGGCGGGCUUUGAGGUGCAAUGAGACCACACCGUCUGGAGGGGAGGUCUGCUCUUGCCAGGACUGCCAGGAUUCAUGCCCGGUGAUGCCGCCUCCACCCCUCCCCGCCAAACCCUUCAGACUGAUGGGCACAGACGGUUUCCUGGUGCUCUCCAUCCUCUUCCUCUGCCUCCUCCUCCUCACUUUCCUGCUCUACCUCUCUGUCUCUUGCUGGGUUAAGGUGCAGGAAAGAAAAGAGGUAGAGAAAGGAAAAAGAAAGAGAAAGGGCAAGGGCAAGGGCAAGGACCAGAAUGGGAAUGACUUGAAUCAGCUGCUGGUUGAUCCUUCUGAGGUGACAUAUAUGGAGGAGAACAUCCUGGCUGCUCAAGAGUAUUUGAGCUCUGUAUUUUGUAUCUGGGGAACCCUGAUGGCUUCACACCCCCUCAAGGUGCUCUUGGUAUCUGCCAUUGUUGUGGCUGCCUUUGCCACAGGCCUCAUGAACAUUGAGCUCACCACUGACCCAGUCCAACUGUGGUCCGCUCCCAGUAGCCGGGCCCGCAGGGAGAAAGACUUCCACGACAAAUACUUUGAUCCGUUCUUCAGAACUAACCAGCUGAUCUUGACGGCGCCAAACAGGAAAGGUCAAGUCUAUGACUCUUUGCUGUUCGGAAAGCAGAACUUUAGUGGCAUCGUCUCCAAAGAUCUCAUCACUGAGCUGUUGGAGCUCCAAACACGGAUACAGAAUAUAGAGUUCUGGUCUGAGGAUUUGAACCGCAGCGCAAGUUUGAAAGAUGUGUGUUUUGCUCCUCUGAACCCAUCCAACCCCUCUUUGACGGACUGUGCCGUCAACAGCUUGCCCCAGUACUUCCAGAACAGUCUGGACAACCUCAAUGCUAAGGUCAACAUGACAGAGUUGGGGGUUACCAAAGAGGUUGAUUGGAGGGACCACUUCAUUUACUGUGUCAACUCUCCUUUGUCUUUCAAGGACAUUACUGAUUUAGGAAUGAGCUGCAUGGCUGACUAUGGAGCGCCAGUAUUUCCCUUUCUCGCUGUGGGAGGCUAUGUUGAUGAGGCAUACACCAACGCAGAGGCUCUCAUCAUGACCUUCUCCCUGAACAACUAUGCUCGAGACGAUGUGAAGUUCAACGUGGCCCUGCAGUGGGAGAAGAAGUUUCUGGAUAUUGUCCAAGAGUACCAGAGAAACCCCAAAACCAAUUUCACCUUUGCAUACAUGGCAGAGAGGUCUCUGGAAGAUGAGAUCAACAGGACAACAACAGAAGACAUCCCCAUCUUCAUGAUCAGCUACGCUGUCAUCUUCCUCUACAUCGCUGUUGCUCUGGGCGAGUACUCUUCUUGCAAACGCAUACUGGUAGACUCCAAGUUCCUGGUUGGUCUGGGUGGUAUUCUGGUGGUUGGAUGCUCAGUCCUGUCUUCCAUGGGCUUCUAUGCCUGGAUAGGAAUUCCCUCCUCCCUGGUCAUUCUCCAGGUUGUCCCCUUCCUGGUGCUGGCUGUCGGCGCAGACAACAUCUUCAUCUUUGUGCUAGAGUACCAGAGAGACAUGCGUAGAUCGGGUGAGAAGAGAGAAGAACAUAUUGGUCGUGUACUUGGAAACGUCGCUCCCAGCAUGCUCCUCUGCAGUCUUUCAGAGUCUGUUUGCUUCUUCCUUGGGGCCCUGUCCACCAUGCCGGCAGUGAGGUCCUUUGCUCUGUAUGCCGCUCUGGCAAUACUCAUGGACUUUAUCCUCCAGAUGACUGCCUUUGUGGCAUUGUUUUCUCUGGAUGCCCGGCGGCAAGACAACAACCGCUGUGAGCUGGUCUGUUGUGUAACUGUCUCAAAGCAGCAUCCCACCACGUCGAAUGAAGGUUUCCUGCUGCCCUUAAUGAGGAAAUACUACGCCCCUGCCCUCCUCCAUCCAGUCUCCAGGAUCAUAGUGAUGGUGGUGUUCAUCUUCAUGUUCUGCGGUUCCAUAUUCCUGAUGUUCCAUGUGACAGUGGGCCUCGAUCAGGAGCUGGCUAUGCCUACGGAUUCCUACAUGCUGGAAUAUUUCAAAUACCUGUACAAGUAUUUUGAAGUGGGCGUGCCAACGUACUUUGUGACAACAAAGGGCUUCAACUUCUCCACUACUGCCGGCAUGAACGCAGUUUGCUCCAGUGUGGGUUGUGAUCAGUUCUCGCUCACACAGAAGAUCCAGUAUGCCACGGACUACCCUGAACUCUCCUACAUGGCUAUUCCUGCUAACUCCUGGGUGGACGAUUUCAUCGACUGGCUGAACCCGGGAUCGAGAUGCUGUCGCCUGUACAGCUUUGGUCCUAAUGCUGGGGAGUUCUGCCCUGCUAGUGAAUCUCCUCUACUCUGUCUAAAAAAGUGUAUGUCAACUCCUCCUAACGGGGUCCUCAGGCCCAGUGUUGAAAAAUUCAACCGUUUCCUCCCGGACUUCCUGGGCAAUAGACCAGACCUACAGUGUCCUAAAGGUGGUCUAGGAGCUUAUGACAAGGCUGUGGUGAGAGAUGAAAACGGAGAAAUAAUAGCGUCCCGCUUCAUGGCUUACCAUACGCCGCUGACCAACUCGCGGGAGUUCACUGCUGCCCUGCAGAAGGUCAGAGAGCUGGCACACAACAUCACCAUGGGCAUGAGACAGAUACCGGGCACCUCACCGGACUUCGAGGUCUUCCCUUACACGGUGACUUAUGUUUUCUAUGAGCAGUACCUAACCAUUGUGCCAGAAGGGCUGUUUAAUAUCUCGCUGUGCCUGCUGCCAACCUUUGUUGUGUGCUGUCUGCUGCUGGGUAUGGACCUGUGCUCCGGCCUGCUCAACCUCCUCACAAUAGUCAUGAUCGUUGUGGAUACCCUGGGUGUCAUGACACUGUGGGGCAUAGACUACAACGCGGUGGCCCUCAUCAAUCUAGUCACGGCGGUGGGAAUCUCUGUGGAGUUUGUGUCCCACCUGACGAGAUCCUUCGCUCUCAGCGUCAAGCCCACACACGUGGAAAGGGCAAUGGAGGCCACCACCAACAUGGGUAGCGCGGUGUUUGCCGGCGUGGCCAUGACCAACCUCCCAGGUAUCAUCGUGCUUGCUUUCGCUAAAGCCCAGCUCAUCCAGAUCUUCUUCUUCCGUUUGAAUCUGGUCAUUACACUGCUAGGGAUGGUUCAUGGACUCAUCUUCCUCCCUGUACUGCUCAGCUUCUUUGGUCCUAGUGUGAAUAAAGCAGCGCUGCUGAAGGUGCAGCAGGCGGAGGCAAAGGCCAAACAGGAAAUGGAACUGAGCAGCAACAUCAGUCAGAUCUACGACAACCUGAGCUACGAAGACCACGAGAAAACUCAGGAACUGGGCCCGCGCGCCUCCCGGCUCACCUCAGAUGCCAGCAAAUCUUCAUCAGCUAGAGCAGAAGUACAAGAAGAGGAAGGGUGCAGAAUUAACUAUUUCUGAGCGGCAACGACGGGGGCGGUGUUAUUCUGUUUUCAAACCCUUGACAAAUACGUCCAUGACGAAAGAAACAAGGAUGGACAAAGGAAGGACAGAUAUGGUGAACCCAGGGCCAUAUGACAUUUGCUAUGUACCUCAAUCUGGAAUGGAUUGGUGGGCAUGUGGCCCACCACACACAGCUGUGCAAUAUUUCUGAACAUGUCGAGAGUGUAUUUGAGUGGGGACAACGAAAUGCGUAAAGGUCUGUUUUGCUCUAUAUGUAGGAAACAGUCAGCCAAGACGUAAUAAAGUUCAGCUCCGAGUGUUUUGACAAUGACAUUACUCGCUUCACUUGACAGCGAGCCCCGCUAGGCAGGAAAUAUCUAAUCGUAGGAUUGUAAGAAAGGAUAGAAAGGGGUCUAUUUAUAGAUGAAACAAAAAUAUGUCAGAAUGAGUCAUUUUGUCUUUUUUUAAUGGGUGGAUGUGUAAGUUAAAGAUGUUUAUUUAAUGUAAUUUUAUCUUAUGUUCACAUUAUUCAUAUUAGCACUGUGUUUAAGGCGUUAUAAAUGAACGGAAACACUCCAGCAGUUCACAUUUUUACUUCUUUUUUUUUUUUAGUAGCGGUAUUGUGAGUGUCCUUCUUGUGUUUUCAACAAAAAAUAUUAAAUGUUUUG